AAGACCCAAACUGUACUAAGCCUUAUAAAAAAUGGAUGGAAUGGUUUUCUCAGCCGAACAAAAAGCUGCUAGUGUGUUUGGUUUUUCUAACAUGCUGCUUAAGACCUCAAAUAACAGACGUAUGAGAAUAACGGUGUCAUGGCGGCUGCAGUCGGCGUCAAUCAAGGAUUCUGUUUAAUGUUCAUGUUUCUUCUGAAGUAUUUUUUUCUGUUCACCUCCAUCUUUGACUCUGAUUGCAUGUUAUUGGUUGUGCAUCAGGGUUAUAUUCUGGUAUUUGUGUAUAUUUGGAUCAUUUCAGCUCAGAAUGAGAGCCUUUGCUUGCUUUGCUUUGGUGUCUGCUCUGCUUUACUCUGCAGCUCUAUGAUCAUACUAUAGAUCCAGCUGUGGUCUACCUUCCAGCUUGGUGUUCCUACUCUGCAGCAGAGCUCAGAUUUCUGGACAGAAAACCCACUAAUGCCCGAUUUUAUCAAUCAGUCCAGCAUAAAACCACUUUGGAUUUGUCAGAUAUUUGUUGACUGUGGCUCUUGUCAGCUGUUUAUUAACAUGCAACCUGAGUGGUGGACAUGCUGUUUGUAAAGCAUGCAGGAAGAGCAUGCACAGCUUACAGCAGCUGAUUCCACCUCUGUAGGUCUGCCUCACAUGUUCUGGUUAGAAAUAAAGAAUUAGUCUCGUGAAGUUGUGUUUACCCAGUAUCAGUAACUGGUUUGACAUGGCCUGCAGUGCAGUCCUGUAAUGACAUCCUCUCUUCUUGUAGCUUCCAGGUUCCUUUGGAGGAAUAACAGUUGGAUGCAACAUCAGUUCUAAGAGAACAAAUGUAGACCCCUGAAAGAGGAAUGUGGAAGACCUGGUUCUGGUUUGGAACCUCCUGAUUUACAAAGGUUUUUCUAAGAAACCUGUCUCCCAUGCUAAGCUGAGAAAAAACAAGCUAUCUCCCAGUCAAACAUAAGGACAUGAGGCUGCUUUGCACAUUCCCACAUCCCAAAAUACUAACUUGGGCUGCAUGGUGGUUAGCACCGCAACCUCUCCGCAAGAAGAUCGCUGGUUCAAGCCUCAGAUGGGGAGGUGUUAGAUCAGCGGCCUUUCCGUGUGGAGUUUGCAUGUUCUCCUUGUGUAUUCCCUGGUUCUCUCUGGCUUCCUCCCACCUUCCAAAGACAUGCAUGUUACGUUAGAUGUGGGGAAAAGCAGCCUCCUGCUUCGCUUUGCAGACAACUCCUUCUCUGGCAGCUACAUCACCACCAUCGGCGUGGACUUUAAGAUCCGGACGGUGGACAUGGACGGGGAGCGGGUGAAGCUGCAGAUUUGGGACACAGCGGGGCAGGAGAGGUUCAGAACCAUCACCUCAACGUACUACAGAAACACUCACGGAGUCAUUAUUGUUUACGAUGUGACCAAUCCAGAGUCCUUUGUGAAUGUGAAGAGGUGGUUAAAUGAAAUCUCCCAGAACUGUGACAACGUCUGCAAGAUCCUGGUGGGAAACAAGAAUGAUGAUCCCUCCAGGAAAAAGGUGGAUACCCAGGACGCUGUGCAGUUUGGGGAGUCGGUGGGUGUUCGCGUCUUCGAGACGAGUGCCAAAGAGAACAUAAACGUAGAAGAGAUGUUCAUGGCCUUCACUCGCAUGGUGCUCCGGGCCAAGAAGCAGAGCCAGAACCGAGCCGAGAGGGAACGGGACCGGGAGAAGGACACCGUCAACAUCAACGCUCAGAGAGACCGUGACCGCAGGAAGAGAGGGAAGAAAUGCUGCUGAGACUAAAACAGACGAGUGUAGAAGUCAUCUGUUCAUUAUUCACUGUACAGAGUUAACUGAGGGAAUGAUGGUCUGCCAGCACUGACUGCAUGUAGCAGCCUGGAGAAGUUAAAGGAUCAUUCUGCUGUUGCAACCCCUGCUGCAUAGGUCAUCAUCAUCACCAUCUUCAUUAGAACUCACCUCCCAGGUUACUAUGAAAUGUGCCGGGCUGCUGAUGAAAGCAUCACAGUCACAUCCAACUUUGAUUUCAUUCAGAUGAAAGCAGAAAAAUAACUGCGGAGGAUCGUUUGACAGGUUGUGAAAACUGAUGAUCCGUCAUACAUCCAGCUGCCUCUUUUGUACCAAAUCUGCCUUUUUCUUAAGUCUGCCAGCUUUGAUCCGUGAUAGAUGGAUUCAAACCUGAUGACACCUUGCUAAAUGACUGAGUUAUUGGUGUUUGCUGAGCCCUUUAACAUUAUGGUUUAAUUCAGUUUAUUUUUGGUUCAUUUAACAGGAAACUAGUUAAGAACAGUUAAUGACCUGCUGUAGUGUUUUUUUAGUUUGGAGGUUUCACUGAUAAUCUGACUUUGAUUAUCUGUGCAGCUUAAUAAUGCUUCUGCCUCCUUGUACUGAUAGUUCAAGUGAACAAAAUUAAAACUUUUAUCAAAGCAGAAAUGUAAAAAAAAACCAGAAUGUUCCUUUACUUUACUCUAGAAACUGUUUUUUUUAAUAGAGAACAAGUAUUUAACCACUGAAAGGGAACUGUUUGAUACUAAACUGUAACCCAUGUGUGAUGAGUUCAGUCCAAAUGUGUCUGCCUUAUUUUAGUCUAAAUGAGGCCAGUAAUCAGAUUACAGUGAGCCUAAAUGUUUGUUAAUGCAAUUCUGUUGCAAAUGUGUCCAAAUCCAAAUAAAGCAAUAAAUCCA
This is a messenger RNA of Melanotaenia boesemani (Boeseman's rainbowfish), 2649 nucleotides long. Its product is annotated as ras-related protein Rab-35. The transcript is spliced from 6 exons. Bases 1154 to 1744 code for a protein of 196 amino acids. Gene Ontology annotation, cellular component: plasma membrane; endosome membrane. Gene Ontology annotation, biological process: endocytic recycling. The record is from RefSeq and is a predicted model, not a curated record. NCBI's taxonomy places the organism in Eukaryota, Metazoa, Chordata, Actinopteri, Atheriniformes, Melanotaeniidae. Gene Ontology annotation, molecular function: GTPase activity; GTP binding.